Molecule: messenger RNA, 6888 nt
Organism: Pogoniulus pusillus (Red-fronted tinkerbird)
Lineage: Eukaryota; Metazoa; Chordata; Aves; Piciformes; Lybiidae
Gene: ACSL3
Product: acyl-CoA synthetase long chain family member 3
Exons: 16
Coding region: 233-2416 (727 amino acids)
Biological process (GO): neuron differentiation; long-chain fatty acid metabolic process; long-chain fatty-acyl-CoA metabolic process
Cellular component (GO): lipid droplet; plasma membrane; endoplasmic reticulum
Molecular function (GO): long-chain fatty acid-CoA ligase activity
Source: RefSeq, a predicted model, not a curated record
GAGCCCAGCCAGUGGCAGCGGCGUGGCCGGGGCCGCGCACUCGGGCCGCCGGAGGCAGGAGUGGGCCGAGCCGAGGAGGGUAGUCGUGACCCGCGCCGUGCAAAGCUCGAUCCCUUGCCUGUGACAGCUCCUGUGGAGGAAAGCAAGAGGGGAACGUUGCACAUCGGCUGCUGCACCUGUGCCCGCCGCAAUGAGAAGCUGCAUCAGAUUGUUUCGGAUCCCAAUCUGAUCCAUGCGUCCCAAUUCUCCCUCCCAACCUUCGCAGGCAGCCGAGAUGAAGUUGAAGCAUAACAUUAACCCUGUCCUCCUACAGUUUAUAAACUUAGUAAUCCUGGUGUAUACCUUUGUAACCUACAUUCCAUGGUACAUACUUUCAGGAUCCAGGCAGGCUAUAGCAAAAGCCAAGCAGGUUAAAGCCAGACCUGUGAAUAACAAGCCUGGGGCUGCAUACAGAUCUGUGAACAGCCUGCACUGCUUAGCUUCAGUUCUGUAUCCUGGCUGUGACACACUCGACAAGGUUUUUAAGUAUGCUAAAACAAAAUAUAAGGACAGGAAACUCUUGGGAACACGUGAAAUCCUUAAAGAGGAAGAUGAAAUCCAGCCCUCAGGCAAGGUUUUUAAAAAGGUCAUCCUUGGCAAGUACACCUGGCUGUCCUAUGAAGAUGUAUACAUUAAAGCUGUUAACUUUGGAAAUGGCUUAGCAGUGUUGGGUCAGCAGCCAAAGACUAACAUAGCCAUCUUCUGCGAGACCAGAGCGGAGUGGAUGAUUGCAGCACAGGCCUGCUUCAUGUGCAACUACCAGCUUGUUACUCUCUAUGCUACCUUGGGAGGCCCAGCAAUAGUACAUGGGCUAAACGAGACAGAAGUGACUACCAUCAUUACAAGUAAAGAAUUGAUGCAAACAAAACUGAAGGAAAUCGUUUCUCAAGUUCCGCUCCUGCGCCACAUUAUUACAGUGGAUGGGAAGCCAACAACGUGGUCUGAGUUCCCCAAGGGUGUCAUUGUCCACACCAUGGCUUCAGUGCAAGCCAUGGGGGCUAAGGCAGAUCCUGGGAACAAGCAGCAGGCCAGGCCUGCACCCUCGGACAUCGCAGUGAUCAUGUACACGAGUGGAUCCACAGGAGUUCCCAAAGGAGUCAUGAUCUCCCACUGCAACUUAAUUGCUGGCAUAACUGGAAUGGCUGAGAGGAUUCCAAGUCUGGGGGAAAAAGACAUCUAUAUUGGCUAUCUGCCUCUUGCCCACGUUCUGGAGCUGAGUGCUGAGCUGGUGUGUCUGUCUCAUGGCUGCCCCAUUGGUUACUCUUCACCUCAGACAUUAGCUGACCAGUCCUCCAAAAUAAAGAAAGGAAGCAAAGGUGAUGUUACCACCCUUAAGCCGACCCUAAUGGCAGCUGUUCCGGAAAUUAUGGACCGGAUCUACAAGAACGUCAUGAAUAAAGUGAACGAAAUGACCCCGUUCCAGCGCAACCUCUUCCUGCUGGCCUACAACUACAAAAUGGAGCAGAUUUCCAAGGGUUACACCACCCCACUCUGUGACAGCCUUAUUUUCAGGAAAGUCCGAAUGCUGCUAGGAGGGAAGAUUCGCAUCCUGCUCUGUGGAGGAGCUCCCCUCUCAGCAGCAACCCAGCGGUUCAUGAACAUUUGCUUCUGCUGCCCUGUAGGACAAGGAUAUGGACUAACAGAGUCAGCUGGAGCUGGAACCAUCACAGAAGUUUGGGACUACACUACAGGGAGAGUGGGAGCACCUUUAGUCUGUUGUGAAAUCAAGUUAAGGAACUGGGAAGAAGGUGGCUAUUACAACACUGAUAAACCAUACCCCAGAGGUGAGAUUCUGAUUGGAGGGCCAAAUGUGACAGUGGGCUACUACAAAAAUGAAGCUCGAACCAAGAAAGACUUCACCGUUGAUGAGAACGGGCAGAGGUGGCUCCACACUGGAGACAUUGGAGAGUUUCAGCAUGAUGGAUGUCUGAAAAUCAUUGAUCGCAAGAAAGACCUUGUAAAGCUCCAGGCAGGAGAAUAUGUUUCUCUGGGCAAAGUAGAAGCAGCUCUGAAGAGCCUUCCUUUGGUAGAUAAUAUUUGUGCAUAUGCAAGCAGUUUCCAUUCUUAUGUCAUUGGAUUUGUUGUGCCAAAUCAAAAGGAGCUUGCAGAACUAGCUCGAAAAAAAGGAUUUAAAGGAACUUGGGAAGAGAUCUGUAACAGUCCUGAGAUGGAGAAGGAGGUGCUGAAGGUGCUGGCUGAGGCUGCCAUGGCAGCUAACCUGGAGAAGUUUGAAAUACCAGUGAAAAUCCGUUUGAGCCCUGAUCCUUGGACCCCUGAGACUGGCCUGGUGACGGACGCGUUCAAGCUGAAGCGCAAGGAGCUGACAGCCUACUAUCAAACGGACAUUGAGCGAAUGUAUGGCAAGAACGGCAAAUAGCUCCCUUCUCUCUCUGCUUUUUGUGUCCUCCUGCACCACUUGGCUGCAACGAGCUUGGAUCAACUAGGAAAUACUUGAAUUGCCUGUCUCGACACUUGAGAGCCACACACAGACCCCACCGUUUCUCAGCGGCAGCUUGAGCUCUUUCCGAUGCCGUCGCCGCCACAGCUGGCGACUUUAGCAGAACCUUCCAGCAGCAAAUUUGUCUCUCCUCUCCUUUUUUUCUCUGCUACCUUCUCAGCCUGUGGACCUUUCCCCGAGUCUUUUUGGAAAACCAUGAUUCUGAAGCCUCAAGUUUUUCAACAUUUAUAAAUCCUGUACAAUGUUUUCUUUGUAUCUUUGAUGUAAAUAGAGAGAACCUGGCUACGUACAUAAGAAAUGGUUAUACUGGGGGCCUUUUUCUUCUUCUUGAACUGAUUAUUUGAAGCUAAGGAGGUCUUGGUGUGCUGACAUUCUGAAAACACUUGUGAGGAGAUCAUUAUGGAUCAGAGGACCAGGAAUUUUGCUGCUGCUGUGCUGUUUUUCUCUCUGAAUCCAAGGGACGACACAUUUGGUGUUCCAGCUUGUGUCAGUUUGUGCCUAAGGCUUGCUGUGAUUUUCAGCUGGGACAGAAAAGCCACUUGUGGCACAGCUCUGCAUAAGGACAGAUACUCUUGGAGGUGUUAGUUAAAGCUUAAUACAAAGGGUACUGUUAACACAGCAGAUGUGGAACCUACAAAUCAUCCCUUGAACUUCAGCUCACAACCAUUUCAUCCCAUAGUUGAGUUGCCUAGAGCUAAUAUGAACACCCAGCGCUGAUUUCACUGAACACUAAGUCUGAUAGCAUCCUUUUGGCAGAAAGACUCUGACAGUUUUGGUCUUUUUCUCAUUAAAUUUGGAUGUUACACUGAGUUUGCUCUUUUGGUGGUGGUGGGAGCCUGGCAAGACCCUUGUUCUGCCCUAGCUGCAACCCAAAUUGUACUGGCGGGGGAUUUUUAACGUCAUAAUGACAGUUAUGUUCUCAGCUCACACGGUGCCUAGCUGCCCUUUGUGCCAUUAAAAAUCUCCCUUUCAUGCUUUCCUUUAGCAUUGUUUUGCUUUGAAAGCAGAGAUUUGAAGCAUUUCUCAGCCAGAGUUAUUUAUGUUCUUCACAGAGAGAGUGAGUGGCGUUGGAAUGGGCUGCCCAGGGAGGUGGUGGAGUUGCCAUCCCAGGAGGCAUUGAAGCAAAUCCUGGCUGGGGCCCUUAGUGCCAUGGUCUGGUUGAUUGGCCAGGGCUGGGUGCUAGGUUGGACUGGCUGAGCUUGGAGGUCUCUUCAGCCUGGUUGAUUCUGUGUCACUUGGUUUGUUGCACUCAGUUCUUACUUGGGGACAGUCUGAAUUUCAUUUUUACUGUAGGUGCAUGAAUGUUGUCCGAGAAUCUCUGGGGAAUCUUUUCUCCCUUGGCGAGAGCGUUUAGAUUUCAACUCUGAGCUUUCUUUUCAGAAAGAAGAUUUGAAUCAGGGUUACAGGAGAAUGUGAAGAAGCAUACACCAGUCAGCAUUGUGAUGGAGCACAUAGUAAAAUGGCUUCAAUUUGGGGAUUUCUCCCUCCUGUAUCAUUUACUUGGAGUAAUAAAAAUCAGGGUCUUGAUAUGGGCAGAACUUACCCUGCUGUGGCAGCAGAACUUACCCUGCUGUGGCAGCAGAACUUACCCUUCUGUGGCAGCAGAACUUACCCUGCUGUGGCAGCACAUCGUGGUUCUGAAGCAAGAGCUUUGUUUGGGGGAGGCAGUUCCUGCUGCUUCACUUCUGAUGUGGGGGUCUGGGGAGAUGUCUGAUAAAUUCUCCUUUGACGUGAACCUGGAAUACUGUUUUAUUUAACUCUUCCCACUGAUGACAGAAGCCAUUUCCAUGGGAACUGGAAGUUACCAUGUAGGGUCUCUACACUUUAGUGUUGACGAGGUGCUGGGAAGGUUUGUGCUGUGCUUUCUGUUCCAUCGCCAUCUCUCCCACUACUCCUGCAUCUCCCUGCUGCCGUCCGUGACAAACUGGUACCGCCUGGUGAAUUUUGGUGUAGCUCCAGCUAGCCAAAUGGAAAUACAAGCCACAAAAAGAAGUGAAUGCCUUCAGGUACCUAAUUCUGAAAUGAAAGCUUUGUGGCAAAAGGUGGUAAGAUUCAUGUUGGGAAGUGAGUGCAGAAUGUGAAGUUAGCAGGGAAGUGUCACACCCUGCGGCAGAUGUUGCUGAUGCUUCAUUGUCUCUGCGUUCCAUCAACAGGUUCUUAAACAGUCAGCACUCAGCACAGGCUGUACAUGGUCCAGCUACUUUCUGGUGAUGUUUCAUGCAAAGCAGUGAGCUGUUGGCAUAUCCUGUGUCUCCCUGGGUGCAUUGUGCAGCAGAGUGAAGGCAGUAAAUCUGCUUUCCGUUACUUUGGAGGGAAUCUGGAGCUUGCAUUUUUUUUUUCUUCCACUGAGGAUUUAAAUCCACUUUUGGAUAAAAGGCAGAAAUUAAAUGUUCAAAAUGCAUUUGGAAAUGGUAGUUUUAAUUUUUCUUCUGAUCCAGUCACCAGAUUGGGUUGCAAAAUCUUAACUGCAUUCAACUCUUUUGCAGUUCAGUUGUUUUAUAUUUCAAGUGGACAUCCUUCUGGACAGUUCCUCAUCCCUCUGGACAGUUCCUCCUCCUUCAGGCAUCAAAUUCAGUGUGGACAUUUAUUUCUUCCACAGAAUGUGAAAAUAAAGCAGUUCAUUGAUUUUUAGGCUUGGUGCUGGAGCUGGGAAGACUUUUAAAACACUUGUGUGGGUUUAAAGUGCUUGUGGUAAGUCUUUUUCUUCUGAUUUAUCACAAAAGAGACUUUUAAUACUGGGGAGUACUAAGGUAGUACCUUUAAUACAGGUAGAUCCCUUUGUCCUGUUGAGGCCACCAGUUCCAUGGAUGCUCACCACGUUUCUUACUGACCUCAUUAAUCAAGGCUGUCAUGGGGCAGUGAGUCCCAGUUGUGCUUCAGAGGUUGGGUUUCCUUGCUCUGGGAAUCUCAUUCUUGCUCUGCCCAGCAGAUCCUUUUGGUCGCUGCUGUAUUCUCACCCUGUGCUCUUACCUUGCUGAGCAGAGACACAAAGCCUAGGGGAGUCUGAAACCCUGCCAAGAUGCACUGCACUCCAGCCAGGAACUUACUGCCUGGUCUCUCUCCUUGUUUUUGUGUGUCUCCAGGUGCCCAGUGACAGAGGUCCCUGCUGGGGUGUGUUGGAUGUAUCCCAGGGGCUCGUGGGCAGGUGUAAAUGAGGAGUGCAUGUGGCAUCACGUGGGGAAUUCUGUCAUGGGAAGAGGGACAAGUCUUUUAAGAGUCUUCCUGAGCUCACACUGAGAAGGAGCAAAUACCUCACCCAAAGGGGAGGAUUUUUUGAGAGAGUAAAUACAGGGCAGGUGUCACUGCUGGGAUGUGCCCCAAAAACUGGGGACUGCUGUAAAUGAGAAGUGUGUGGUUGGGGUUGAUAAUCUUCACCAUGUGGGGAAUUCUGUAAUGCAAAGAGCUGUGACUUCUAAAGAGUCUUUCUGAGCUCACAAGAAGAACAAGGAGCAGAGAGCUCACCCAAAAGGGGAGCAUUUGUAACAAAGCUUUGGUAAAUACACGUUUUCCAGGACUCUGAAUCGUUGGAAGUAGAACUGCUGUGAGAGCUGUUGUAAGAGCUUACUGGUUACAGUAAAGGACUGACCAAGACAUUCCAAGGAAGCUGCAAGUCUCCUUUAAAUACAGACAUUCCUGCAGAUAUUCCCAAGCUUCAAGCUCAAGUCCAUCAAGAUGUUGUAAGUGUUCUUUGCAGAGAACAGCAGUUCUGGAGUAGGUUAGGAUGGAAAAAUGAAGCUGUCAGACAAAACCUGGCAAGCUCAGUGAUGCUGCUACAGCAGUUCCUGCACGAGCAGGACCAUACCUCAGUGGGCAGCUGCGUCUUGGAAGGGAAAGAUUUUGCUGCAAUGAAAGCAAAAAAGCAAUGUGCAACUGAAACGAAGACCAUAAAUGCUUCCCUACAUCCUCCUGGGGGUAGAGAUAGAAUGCAGAGGGUGUGGAGUUGAAGCACACCUUAAAGACAUCUGGCAAAGCUUGUAAGUUUAGGCAGAAAUUGCUGUUGGGUGAAGAUUCCUUCACAACAGUUGUUUUCCUGCUCAGGUUCCCAAGCUUUUAUUCCCUGCUAAAACUACAUUUGGGUGACUCCAUGCAGCUUGUUUUGUUUUUUUUUAUUCAUGUGAUGUAUUAACAGCUUUGGACUCAGUACAAAUCAUCUCUUCACCAGCAGGUGGAACAGUCUUGGGUACACCUUGGACCAGGCCAAAACACAAAUGGAAUGAGCAGCUGUGUCUUGGUGUAAUUGCUUAUUUAACCUGAACUCAUUCUCAGUGUGCUCCUGGUCGUUGCUAUGAACUGCCUGAACAUUGUCUGUCCUCCUUGAGUUCUGUUGUAUGGAUUAUUUAUUUGUAACUGGGUAUCAUGGUUCAAAACCAAUAAAAUUAAUUUCACACGUU